UUGUUGGUGAACACCAGAUCUGUAGCCAUGCCUGAACCAGCAGUGAAAGCAGCGAAGAAGGGAUCCAAGAAGGCGGUGGCCAAGACCGCCGGCAAGAAGGACAAGAAGAGGAGAAAGACCAGGAAGGAGAGCUACGCCAUCUACGUGUACAAGGUGAUGAAGCAGGUCCACCCCGACACCGGCAUCUCCUCCAAGGCCAUGGGCAUCAUGAACUCGUUCGUGAGCGACAUCUUCGAGCGCAUCGCCGGCGAGGCAUCGCGCCUGGCCCACUACAACAAGCGCUCCACCAUCACCUCCAGGGAGAUCCAGACCGCCGUGAGGCUGCUGCUGCCCGGGGAGCUGGCCAAGCACGCCGUGUCCGAGGGCACCAAGGCCGUCACCAAGUACACCAGCUCCAAGUAGACCAGCUCCGAGUAGACCGUCCCGCCGCCGACAUCCCACCAAACCAACGGCUCUUUUAAGAGCCACACACUUCUUCUUUAAGAGCCAAGUUCCAUAAAAUAAUGCAUCUAAUU
Molecule: messenger RNA, 515 nt
Organism: Etheostoma spectabile (orangethroat darter)
Lineage: Eukaryota; Metazoa; Chordata; Actinopteri; Perciformes; Percidae
Product: histone H2B 1/2
Exons: 1
Coding region: 28-402 (124 amino acids)
Cellular component (GO): nucleosome
Molecular function (GO): DNA binding; structural constituent of chromatin; protein heterodimerization activity
Source: RefSeq, a predicted model, not a curated record